This is a messenger RNA of Rotaria sordida, 642 nucleotides long. Lineage: Eukaryota; Metazoa; Rotifera; Eurotatoria; Philodinida; Philodinidae. The record is from the annotation of a GenBank genome assembly.
AUGAUAUCGAUUUUACGUAUUGUUAUGAUAUUAUUAUUACUCAUCACCGAUUUUGGUCAAUCACUAAAUCUAUUGACGAGAUUAUUUGGAUGUGAUCCAAAUGAAAAAUAUACGUUUGGUUCAAUAUGUAUCGAAACAUGUACAUUCAAACCGAAAAUUUGUCCUACAAUGAUCAAAUUUGGAUGUUUUUGUAUGGAUGGAUAUCUACGUCAAUCGAAUGCUACUGGAAGUCCUUGUAUCAAACGUGAAGAAUGCAAAAAUUCCAGUGGCAUACCAAUAUGUGGUGUCAAUGAAGAAUAUACAACAUGUGGUUCGGCUUGUGCUUCGACUUGUGAUGACUUACGUUAUCCAUUACCAAAACCACUUAAACCUUGCAUUUUAUUAUGCCGUUCAGGAUGUUUUUGCAAGCAAGGAUACUAUCGAGCACAUGAUGGUAAAUGUGUUCCGCCUGAUCAAUGCUGUAAUGAAAACGAAAAAUAUAAAACUUGUGGUUCAGCUUGUAUUGAAACUUGUAAUCAAAAACCUCAAAUUUGUACACUACAAUGUGUUGCUGGAUGUUUCUGUGCCUGUUCAGAUUAUGUUCGAGAAGAUAAUAGUACUGAUAGUGCUUGUAUUCAUCGUGAUAAAUGUCCGACAGCAUAA